CGCCAAAUCGGAGACCCUAAUCAAAGAUUUUAUAUUUCCCAAAUAAUAAGCAAAGGAUAAGGAAAACAUAGCUGCCUUCCUUGCGAUAUGGCCAUCGCAGUCGCCAACUGCUGCUUCUCCGUGCUCACUUCAACCGUUAAAUGCCGCCUCUCUCUUCCCUCCCACCGCCGUUACGCCACCUUUCAUCGCUCAGUCACUCCCAGAGCCGUCGAUCGCAGGAGGAGCGCUUCCGAGGGAGGCUCCUCAUCGUCUCCUCGUGAAAUCAAUGGAGAGAAGAAAGAAUCUGUUUCUAAGAAACGUUGGUUGUAUGCCGAUGAAAAGAGUGGUAGAGGAGAGGUGGGGCGAGCUCAAUCAAUUUCCUCUAAAGCUUUUGGUUCACGAAGAAAGGACAAGAAAGAGUUCCAAAUUGACUCAACAGAGCAGCAGGUGGAACCGGGAAAUCUUCAAGAUGCAGCUUUCCUGAAUGCUGUUGUGAAGCUUUACUGUACGCAUACUGCACCUGAUUACUCCCUUCCUUGGCAAAAGCAAAGACAAUAUACAAGUACUGGAAGUGCUUUUAUGAUCGGAGAUGGAAAACUUUUGACAAACGCACAUUGUGUUGAACAUAGUACACAGAUUAAAGUGAAGAAAAGGGGUGAUGAUACCAAAUAUGUGGCUAAGGUUUUAGCCAGAGGUAUUGAUUGUGAUAUAGCUUUGCUUUCUGUAGAAAGUAAGGAAUUCUGGAAAGGAGCCAAACAACUUCAUUUUGGACAUCUGCCGCGUCUUCAGGAUGCAGUAACUGUUGUCGGAUAUCCCCUUGGAGGAGACACCAUUUCAGUGACAAAAGGUGUUGUUUCACGUAUAGAGGUUACGUCGUAUGCUCAUGGGUCAUCUGAUUUGUUGGGCAUUCAAAUUGAUGCGGCAAUAAAUCCUGGUAAUAGUGGUGGUCCGGCCUUCAAUGACCGGGGGGAGUGCAUAGGGAUGGCAUUUCAGGCUUACAGAUCUGACGAGGCUGAGAAUAUUGGGUAUGUGAUUCCAACAACAGUUGUGUCUCAUUUUUUGGAUGACUAUGAAAGGAAUGGAAAGUACACUGGUUUUCCUUCGCUGGGUGUGUUGUUGCAGAAGUUGGAGAAUCCAGCAAUCCGUGCAUGCUUAAAAGUACCAUCUAAUGAGGGUGUAUUGGUGCGGAAAGUUGGACCCACAUCUGAUGCAAAUAAUGUGUUAAAGGAGGGGGACGUGAUUGUAAGCUUUGAUGAUGUUCCUGUAGGGUGUGAAGGAACAGUGCCUUUCCGAUCAAAUGAGCGCAUCGCUUUCCGCUACCUGAUUAGUCAAAAAUUUGCUGGUGAUGCAGCAGAGCUCGGAAUUGUCAGAAAUGGGGUACCUAUGGAAGUUCAAGUAAUUUUGAAUCCAGAAGUGCUUUUGGUUCCCUAUCACAUUGAUGGAGGUCAGCCUUCUUAUCUAAUUACUGCCGGAUUGGUGUUCACCCCACUUUCAGAGCCACUUAUAGAUGAGGAGUGUGAAGAUUCUCUAGGGCUGAAACUACUGGCAAAGGCACGGUAUUCAAUGGCAAGGUUCAAAGGGGAACAGAUGGUGGUCUUAUCUCAGGUUUUAGCAAAUGAGGUAAACAUUGGAUACGAGGAUAUGAGCAAUCAACAGGUGUUGAAGUUUAAUGGGACUCGAAUUAAAAAUAUUCAUCACUUGGCACACCUUGUAGACUCAUGCGAGGACAAGUACCUAGUUUUCGAAUUCGAUGACAACUUCAUUGCUGUUUUGGAGAAGGAAGCAGCUGUUGCUGCCUCACCCUACAUUCUUAAAGACUAUGGCAUUCCAUCAGAGAGAUCAUCUGAUCUGUUAGAGCCCUAUGUGGGUUCAUUGGAGGACAAUCAAUUUAUUGACCAAGAGGAUAUUGGAGAUUGCCCAGUUUCAAAUAUGGAAAUUGGGUUUGAUGGACUCCUUUGGGCGUAGUUGCGAAAAAUGGGGGAGAUCUGAUUUUCCAAAACGUUUGCCACACUGAGGUAGCUCCGUUUAUAUAGAACUGCCCAGCAAGUUGCAUCACCAUACCUUCCAAAGGAACCAUGGUUGCGCUAACAGCCUGUGCUAUGUAUUCAUUUUUAUUAUUCCUCUCAGUGGUGCAGAGGCACUGGGGACUGUGGUGCUCGCGCUACCCUGCUUUCAACGCUGAGAAGUUUCUAAAUCCAUCGCUUUCGUUAACAAAGCCAUGAUUUAUGCAGGAAUGGCUGCAGUAGGUCUCGAGAGUAUUUAUAAUUCGAUUCAUGAUUCUUUUUUUUUUUUUUCAAUUCACUUGACAUAAAAGUGUAUCCAAUUUUAACUUGGAAUAAAUGUUGAAAGACAGCUAUGUUUCUGUUAGGCCUUCUAAUCUUCUUUAAUGUCAAGGAUGCUUCACGUAGCUUAUCUUAUUAAUUC
Messenger RNA from Tripterygium wilfordii, 2403 nucleotides. Its product is annotated as protease Do-like 2, chloroplastic. The record is from RefSeq and is a predicted model, not a curated record. Gene Ontology annotation, molecular function: serine-type endopeptidase activity; protein binding. The transcript is spliced from 21 exons. Gene Ontology annotation, biological process: proteolysis. The coding region runs from base 88 to 1944 and encodes 618 amino acids. Lineage: Eukaryota; Viridiplantae; Streptophyta; Magnoliopsida; Celastrales; Celastraceae.